AUGACGAUUGGUAACUUUGCCACUGACAAAAAGGCGCUUCCGUUCUCCGAGCAGCACUACUUUUCCUCAUACGACCACUUUGGUAUCCACGAGGAAAUGUUGAAGGACACUGUGCGCACGCUGUCGUACAGAAACGCGAUUAUGAAAAACAGACACCUGUUUAAGGAUAAGAUUGUUUUGGAUGUGGGAUGCGGAACGGGAAUUCUGUCGAUGUUUGCCGCCAGAGCCGGGGCCAAGCACGUGAUAGCCGUGGACAUGUCGAACAUCAUUGAGAUGGCUCAGCAGAUCGUCGACAUCAACGGUUUCUCAGACAAAAUCACGCUCCUCAAAGGAAAGCUGGAAGAUGUCGAGAUGCCUUACGAUAAGGUGGAUAUCAUCAUAUCUGAGUGGAUGGGAUACUUUCUGCUUUACGAAUCCAUGUUGGAUACAGUGUUGGUGGCCAGGGACAGGUACCUGAAACCAGGCGGGUUAAUCUUCCCUGAUAAGGCCAAUAUCCAGGUUGCCCUCAUUGAGGAUGGCAGCUACAAAGACGAAAAAAUCUUUUACUGGGAGGACGUUUAUGGAUUCGACUACUCGCCGUUCAUUCCUCUUGUGAUGACGCAGCCGCUUAUCGAGACCGUCGAGAACAAGACGGUGGUGACCAAUCAUUAUAAGCUGAUCGAGUUCGACCUCAACACCGUCACGAUUGACGAGCUGGCUUUCCACAAACAAUUUAAGCUGACGGCCACCAGAGACGAUCUAGCACACGCAUUGGUUGCGUGGUUUGAUAUCGAGUUCCCUUACGACCAACCACAGAACAAGGUUGUAUUCUCUACCGGUCCGCACGUGAAUUACACGCACUGGCAGCAGACAAUUUUUUAUCUGGACCAGGUGCUGGACCUGAAAAGAGGCGAGACUAUCGAGGGCUCGCUGGCCUCGAGACCCAACGAGCACAACAACAGAGAGCUCGACAUUGAGCUGGAGUGGGACUUCAGAGCCUCGGGCGACCACGAUUCGCGCCAGCAAAGAGGCAAGUUCAACUACUUCUUGCGGUAA
Ogataea angusta is the source of this 1035-nucleotide messenger RNA. RefSeq lists its product as uncharacterized. The transcript has a single exon. Gene Ontology annotation, cellular component: nucleus. The record is from RefSeq and is a predicted model, not a curated record. Gene Ontology annotation, biological process: peptidyl-arginine methylation. NCBI's taxonomy places the organism in Eukaryota, Fungi, Ascomycota, Pichiomycetes, Pichiales, Pichiaceae. Gene Ontology annotation, molecular function: protein-arginine N-methyltransferase activity. Bases 1 to 1035 code for a protein of 344 amino acids.